GUACUGUCUAGCAAGAGAUUAUUGUUCAAGAGAUUAUUGCUUUAGUACGCUCUGUAUCAGGAGAACCCUUAUAUCAACAUGUUCAAAAUCUACUCUCUCCUCCUCCUUAGUCUCAGCCUGCCUUGCCUCGCCAUACCUACCACGAACAUCAAACGCAACGCCUGUACAGUAGGCGACAGCUCUGUGUCCUGCUCAGAAACCUAUUCCCCGUACCAGAUCUCGAUCACUAUCCAACCUUCCCAUGCAGCAACCCUCUCCGUCAGCGAUGAGACAAACGGUAACACGCUCUGCCAUGCAGAUGGGGACGUCAAGCAGGGCGUUGCCUGUAACUUCAACGACAACGGAGUCGACGGACAUGUCAGGAUCUAUCUAGAUGCCUCUGACGAUGUCCAUCUCAUGGUGAAAGAUACGAAAAGCUACCGAGGGGAUGAUUACAAUUAUGUGAUUUACAGUGGAUUAUGAGGGGAGAAGUAAAUAGUUAGAUCGUAUAUUUAUUUCAUAACCUACUUAUGUACAGCAGAUAAUGUCAUUCCUGAUUCAAGCG
Penicilliopsis zonata CBS 506.65 is the source of this 544-nucleotide messenger RNA. RefSeq lists its product as hypothetical. The transcript has 2 exons. The record is from RefSeq and is a predicted model, not a curated record. NCBI's taxonomy places the organism in Eukaryota, Fungi, Ascomycota, Eurotiomycetes, Eurotiales, Aspergillaceae. Bases 79 to 462 code for a protein of 127 amino acids.